Jatropha curcas is the source of this 986-nucleotide messenger RNA. Its product is annotated as caffeoyl-CoA O-methyltransferase 1. NCBI's taxonomy places the organism in Eukaryota, Viridiplantae, Streptophyta, Magnoliopsida, Malpighiales, Euphorbiaceae. The record is from RefSeq and is a predicted model, not a curated record. Gene Ontology annotation, molecular function: S-adenosylmethionine-dependent methyltransferase activity; O-methyltransferase activity.
AAUCCAUCAAUAUCCAUAACAGAGAAGACGAAGAUCAUUAUAAAGCCAAGUAAGGUUUAGGCAUUUAACUAGCACAUUUAGCAGCAAUGGCUUCAGUUCAUCAACAAGAAGAGCAAAACCUCCAAGAAGGUGGCCACGAAAAUCUUGCUCAGAGUCUUGCUAUUUACAAGGAUAUUUUUGAAAAUAAUGAGCCUGAACCAGACCAGGAUGUUGGCCACAGAAGUCUCUUGCAGAGUGAUGAUCUUUACCAGUAUAUACUCGACACUAGUGUAUAUCCUAAGGAGCCUGCGCCAUUAAAAGAGCUUCGCGAACUAACAGCUAAUCAUCCAUGGAGCAUUAUGACCACUUCAGCUGAUGGAGGGCAAUUCUUGAGUAUUCUACUUAAGAUCAUGAAUGCUAAAAACACAAUGGAGAUUGGUGUUUAUACUGGUUAUUCUCUUCUUGCCACUGCUCUUGCUCUUCCUUAUGAUGGAAAGAUUUUGGCUAUGGACAUCAAUCGUGAAAACUAUGAAUUGGGUCUCCCUGUUAUUGAAAAAGCUGGCGUCGCACAUAAAAUCGACUUCAGAGAAGGCCCUGCUCUUCCAGUUCUUGAUCAACUAGUUCAAGACGAGAAAAAUCAUGGGAAGUUUGAUUUUAUCUUUGUGGAUGCUGAUAAGGACAAUUACCUUAAUUAUCACAAGAGGAAUAUUGAGCUUGUGAAGGUUGGAGCAAUUAUUGGCUACGACAACACCCUAUGGCGUGGAUCUGUGGCUGCUCUACCUGAUGCGCCACUAAGGAAACAUAUUCGGUACUAUAGGGAUUAUGUAUUGGAGUUCAACAAGGUCAUAGCUGCUGAUCAGAGGAUUGAGAUUUGCCAACUCCCUAUUGGUGACGGGAUUACUCUGUGCCGCCGCAUUAGCUGAUCAUUUAAAUAAUCAAAUUCCAAGACUUUUUUUUUUUCCUUGUAUAAUAACAUAAUGUAUUAAAAAAUAAGCUUACGUUGCCAA